Orycteropus afer afer is the source of this 828-nucleotide messenger RNA. RefSeq names its product FOS like 1, AP-1 transcription factor subunit (gene FOSL1). Gene Ontology annotation, biological process: regulation of transcription by RNA polymerase II. Bases 1 to 828 code for a protein of 275 amino acids. Lineage: Eukaryota; Metazoa; Chordata; Mammalia; Tubulidentata; Orycteropodidae. Gene Ontology annotation, cellular component: nucleus. The transcript is spliced from 4 exons. The record is from RefSeq and is a predicted model, not a curated record. Gene Ontology annotation, molecular function: DNA-binding transcription factor activity, RNA polymerase II-specific; RNA polymerase II cis-regulatory region sequence-specific DNA binding.
AUGUUCCGAGACUUCGGGGAGCCCGGACCGAGCGCCGGGAGGGGCAGCGCGUACCGCGGCCCCGCGCACAACCCCGCCGCAGCUCAGGCGGCCGGCCAGCAGAAGUUCCACCUCAUGCCAAGUCUCAAUGCCGUGAGAGGCAGUCAGGAGUUGCAGUGGAUGGUGCAGCCUCACUUCCUGGGACCCAGGAGCUACCCCAGGCCUCUGGGCUACCCCCACUUCAGCCCCCCACAACCCCGACCAGGAGUCAUCCGGAGCCUGGGGCCACCUCCAGGAGCACGGCGCCGGCCCUGUGACCAGCUCAGCCCCGAGGAGGAGGAGCGCCGCCGAGUGAGACGUGAGCGGAACAAGCUAGCCGCUGCCAAGUGCCGGAACCGGAGGAAGGAACUGACAGACUUCCUGCAAGCUGAGACCGACAAACUGGAGGAUGAGAAGUCCGGGCUACAGCGAGAGAUUGAGGAGCUGCAGAAGCAGAAAGAGCGUCUGGAGCUGGUGCUCGAAGCUCACCGCCCCAUCUGCAAGAUCCCAGAGCAGGCGGAGGAGGGCGGCACAGAGGGCACUGGGCACACAGGCGCUGCCAGCAGCCCGCCCGGCCCCGCCCGCCCUGUGCCUUGUAUCUCCCUUUCCCCGGGGCCUGUGCUUGAACCCGAGGCGCUGCACACCCCCACACUCAUGACCACGCCCUCCCUGACCCCAUUCACCCCGAGCCUAGUCUUCACCUACCCCAGCACCCCCGAGCCCUGCUCCUCGGCCCAUCGCAGGAGUAGCAGCAGCAGCGGGGACCCUUCCUCCGACCCUCUCGGCUCCCCCAGCCUCCUUGCUUUGUAA